Messenger RNA from Pecten maximus, 2565 nucleotides. Its product is annotated as peroxisomal multifunctional enzyme type 2-like. Lineage: Eukaryota; Metazoa; Mollusca; Bivalvia; Pectinida; Pectinidae. The transcript has 23 exons. The coding region runs from base 16 to 2304 and encodes 762 amino acids. Gene Ontology annotation, molecular function: oxidoreductase activity. The record is from RefSeq and is a predicted model, not a curated record.
UAAAGGUCUUAGGUCAUGAGAGCAUUAAAAGAUGAGCCAAUCAGAAUUCUUCAGUUAUCACGGGCAAAGUUCAUAGUUCAGUCACUUUCCAAGAUGGCAGCGCCCUUACGGUUUGACGGGAAAGUGGUCCUAGUGACAGGUGCCGGGAAUGGUCUGGGGAAGCAGUAUGCCUUGGACUUCGCAGAACGUGGUGCUUCAGUCAUUGUGAAUGAUCUUGGCGGAAACUUCAAAGGUGAAGGUUCAGGAACAAGAGCUGCUGAUGUCGUUGUAAAUGAAAUCAAGGCAAAGGGUGGAAAGGCUGUCGCUAAUUACAAUUCUGUUGAAGAAGGAGAGAAACUAGUGCAGACUGCGUUAGAAAACUUUGGAAGGAUAGAUAUUGUUGUCAACAAUGCUGGUAUCCUGCGGGACAGAUCCUUUGCGCGGAUCAGUGACACAGACUGGGACCUUAUCCAGAAGGUUCAUUUGCGAGGCGCAUUCCAGGUUAGCAGAGCUGCAUGGCCAUACAUGAAAAAACAAAACUAUGGCAGAAUUAUCAAUGUGACGUCAGCAGCUGGUAUUUAUGGAAACUUUGGACAGGCCAACUACAGUGCCGCCAAACUGGGAGUGCUGGGUCUAUCUAACACCCUGGCUAUAGAGGGAAAAAAGAAUAACAUCAAAUGUAACACCAUCGCCCCGAUAGCUGGCUCUCGUAUGACAGAAACAGUCAUGCCUCCAGAUAUGGUGGCUGCCCUGAAACCAGAAUUUGUGUCCCCCUUGGUGCUGUAUCUGUCACAUGAGGAUAGUGAGGAGAGUGGUUCUCUGUUUGAGGUCGGAGCUGGAUGGAUAGGAAAAUUGCGUUGGGAAAGAACAAAGGGUGUAGUUUGUCGUUCAAAGAACUCGUCCAUGACACCUGAAGCUGUGAGAGAUAAUUGGGAUGCUAUCACAGACUUUACUGAUUCUACCUACCCCAGCUCAAGUCAAGAGUCAUCUGCUAUAAUGAUGGAUGUACUAAGAAAUGUGGAGCAGAGCCCUGCCAAGCCUUCCUCUAGAUCAGCAUCCUCUAGCAGUGGCCCAGAUGUUGAGGCAGCGAAAGCAUACAACCCAAAACCAAUCAAAUUCACCUACUCCGCUCGUGAUGUAAUGCUGUAUGCUCUUGGAGUUGGAUCCUCAACUCGUGCACCAGACUACCUGAAAUUCUUAUAUGAGGGAUCUGAGGACUUUGGAGUACUUCCCAGCUUUGCGGUCAUCCCAGCACAGAUGGGAAUGGAGAAUGUGAUAACGUCGGGAAUCCCUGGAAUGUCUAUAAACCCAGCCAAGAUUCUACAUGGUGAGCAGUAUGUUGAGUUGUACAAGCCUAUGCCAACCAGUGGAACCCUGACAUCAAAAGUCAGCAUUGCAGACAUCCUCGACAAAGGGUCUGGAGCUGUAAUCCUCAUCAACAUCGAUACCUUUGAUGAGAAAAAAGAGAAAGUAUGUUUCAACCAGUUUAACAUAUUUGCUGUUGGGUAUGGAAAGUUUGGUGGAAGCAGAAAUUCCGAGGCUGCUAAAGCUCCUGGCAAAAUGCCAUCACGGAAACCAGACUCAUUUCUGGUGGAGAAGACCAGUGUGGAUCAGGCAGCCCUGUAUCGACUGUGUGGAGACAGAAACCCCCUUCAUAUUGACCCCAGCUUCGCUGCAAUGGGAGGAUUCAACAAACCAAUUUUGCAUGGUCUGUGUAGUUUUGGCCACGCUACUCGCCAUGUGCUCAAGCAAUAUGGCAACAAUGAUGUCACAAAGGUCAAGGCCAUUAAGGUGAGAUUUGCCAAACCAGUACUACCAGGCCAGACAAUUCAUACUGACAUGUGGAAGGAGGGCAACAGGGUCAUGUUCCAGUGUAAGGUAGCCGAGUCUGGAGACGUCUGUCUUUCAGGAGGAUACGUAGAUUUCCAUGCAGCACCAGCAGCCUCCGCCUCGACAGCAGCUCCCCAGUCUUCAGCCUUGAAGUGUGACCUUAUCUUUGAGGAGCUCGGUCGUCGUGCCAAAGAUGAUCCUGCCAUAGCGAAGAAGAUUAACAGCGUGUUCCAGUUCAACAUUACCCAGGGAGGGAAAACUGCUGCUGUUUGGACUACUGACAUGAAAACUCCCGGUGGAGCAAUCUACAAAGGGGAUCCUAAACAAGGCAAGGCUGAUUGUACUCUCACGAUAUCGGACGAUAACUUCGGGGACAUGGUCACUGGGAAGCUCAACGGACAGCAGGCCUUCAUGAAAGGACUGCUGAAAGUACAGGGCAACCUGAUGUUGGCUCAGAAACUGGGAGAAUUAUUCCAAGCGAAAUCCAGUCUUUGAAGAAAUUCACCUAAAAAUUACAAACUAACUUAUUCUUUAUAGUCAAUUUCAUUUGAAAACAAUUGUGUAGUUCUCUUUGGAUCAUAAAACAAUUUCCUAGUGCUAUUUUAAUCAGAACAAAAACGGAGGAAUCUUCAGUCCCAGUGAUAUUGAACAAAGAGUAUUUGAAAGCAUUUGGGGAAUCCGAGGUGAAGUGGAAAUUAGACAGAUUUGAAGGUGAUUGAAAUGAAAUAUUUGAGCCACAGAAGAUAAUCUAAGACU